CUUACGAGUGAAUAUCAUAUUUUAGUAUACAUUUUCCUGUAAAAAUGCUUUGUGUGAGAUUAUUGGCUUGGACAAUAACUAUUUAAGUUACCAUUCAGUAGUAAUACUUGAAGUACAUUGUAAACUGCGAGGAGAAUCUAUGUUUGACAACUGUUAUGAAAGUUUAAGUGCUGUACAAAGGCCUAAAGCAUGAGUUGGUUGCACUUUUUGUGUGAGAUUAUUUCCAAACCUGUUGAACCUACUUUUUGCAUAUUUUGCUAAUGAAAACCUUCAUGUAUUGAUGCAGCAGGAGAAUCUAUUAACUAAGCAUACAGUCAAGCUAUUGAAAAAAUACAGCCUCAAGAAAAAAUAUGUAAAAUCCAUGUAGUAUAAGUUACUGUUACAGUAUAAUGAUAAUAAUUAAUUUUUUUGGUAUAAUUAUAGCUGAAAAUAAUUAUUUAUUCAGACCAUGUUAUAAUUCAGAGAACAUGAGUGAUAACCCCAAUUAUCACAUGAAGCGUAAGAAAGGAACAAGGUCAAACUUUUACAGGAAAAAAAAUGUUGAAAGAAAACAACGUCAGCAAGCACUGAUAGACCCUGACAACGAUUUGCACGACACGAGUAGCAACUCUCAAGUACGCCUCAACGUUUUACUUCCACCACAAUGGCAUGAUGUAAGCAACAGUACAUCUCGAGGCGUUGCUGCUCAGUAUGGUAAGAUGGAGAUGGGGCCCGAUGAUGUCAUUCAAGCUACAAGGUCCGUACUGCUGCAUGAAGACAAAAGAUGGUCGGUAUAUGUGCUUGGAAAAAAAGUUUCAGAAUCAUGCCUUAUACUGAAAGAUCAACCUCCUCAAAUCGCCAGUGCCCACGAGCUAUCACUCAUUAUCAAGCUUGUGGAUGACGCCUCACUGUGCCCAGGUAAUCCAGAAGAACAAUAUGCAAUACUUUGUCGCCAACGAAUUAGGCGAGGUGAAAACAUUAGCAUCGAUAAUUCUACGAUUAUUAAUCAAGGAAUACUAUACGAGAGCACAGCAAGAAAGGAUGAUUGCGAGCUGCUUAUUCAUCGAACUGCAGUGACAGGCCUGUACCCAGCACCACAACGCUGCACCAGCUGUAAUUCAUUCCGAGGAACACUGCGUGUAGCAAUGUCUCGCCAGAAGCAAAGCAUUGACCAUGAGAUCGACCAUACUUCAACAACUAGUCACACCACGUUUGCUAGCCUCAACCCUAAAGACAAGGACACCCGAUUGAGAAAUCUGCAGCAGAGUUUGAAGAUGACAAAACGGAUGGUCAAACGACUUGAAGUCAACGUCAUUAGCUUGAUGGAGAAGGAAGCAAUUCCCCUGCUAGAGACCGACAAUGCGGACAUUUCAACAAUUACAAGCGAAUUGAACUCAUUGGUUGCCGAGAAGUUUGCUCCCGAAUCUCCCCAGAGAGUAUUUUGGGACCAACAAAGGCAAUAUAACAGCCUGAAAGACAAGCGGCAGAUGAGAUGGCACCCUCUAGUGAUCAGAUUUGCACUAAAUUUGAAGUACAUGUCCUCCUCUGCCUACAAUGCUGUUGCACGUGGUGGGGUGAUAAACCUUCCUUCAGAAAGAACGCUUUCUGAUUAUACUCAUUGGACAUCACCACACACGGGUGUGCAACUGGAGUUCAUUGAGGAGUUCAAGCGUCUUGUAGAAGAAGAAGUCAAAUGCGGCCAAUAUCACUGUGCUUUAUCUAUGGAUGAAAUGAAAAUUAAGAGUGGUCUUGUCUUCAACAAGCAUACUGGCGGUUUAUGUGGGUUUAUUGACCUUGGCAGUGCUAAUAGAGAUAUCGAGUAUGCAGUUAGUGAUCACGAGCAAGAUGCCAAGCUAGCGGAACAAGCAUUUGUUUUUCUAGUUCGAGCUGUAUUCAAACCUUCACUGUCUAUGUCAAUAGCCCACUACUUUACAACUAACUUGAAAGGAGAGCAGAUAUUCCCUUUGGUGUGGGAUGUGGUCGAAUCUCUCGAAAUGUACGAUAUACCGGUAGUAUCUCUCACGAGUGAUGGGGCAAAACCAAACCGGCGAUUCUAUCGCAUGUGCCAGGAUUCGGAGAAAAGAGUCAGCGUACCACACAAGACCACCAACCCAUACAGAGUUGACUCAGAGCUUUUCUUUUUCUGCGAUGCACCUCACCUUCUGAAGACAGCUAGAAACUGCUUCAGUAAUUCGUUUUCACACUCAAAAAGCCGGGCAAUGCAGAAAUGUGGGCAGACGAUCAGCUGGAAGUGGAUCGAGAGCCUAUACCUAAUGGAGACUACAACCAGUACACCAGGGGUUCGAUUGUGCCACAAAUUGUCAAGGAAUCAUGUGUGGUUGAACUCAUUCACACGAAUGAGAGUGCACCUAGCAGCCCAGGUUAUGAGUGAAAGUGUUGCAUGUGCGCUGCAAAUGAUUAACAGUGAUGGUACGCAGCAAACCCGGCUGUUCAUCAGGAUGAUCGAUAAGUUCUUCGACCUCCUGAAUGUUAAAGGACCACUAAUAGGCAAGCUAAAACGAAAAGAGAAUUCGUUACCAUUUAAAAAGGCAACAGAUGAGAGAUUUAAGUGGCUAACAGAUGAUUUUCUUGGAUACCUUGCUGAGUGGGAAAAGGAAAUUGCAGAGACACCAGGACUCAAAGCAAAAGAAAAGCAGAGACUAGGGUUAAGUAGAGAGACAGUGCAAGGCAUGAGAAUUACAGUGUCAUCCUUUGUUGAAUUAGGACGUCAAUUACUGCAACUGCCGAAUGUUAACUACCUCUUAAGUGAAGUUUUUUCCCAGGAUCCACUAGAGCGUUAUUUCUCUAGGCAACGCCAUCGUGGAGGAAGCAAUGAAAAUCCGACUGCUUUUCAAGUACCAUACAAUGCGUCUACACUUGUACAGCAAAGGUCUAUCUACAGAGACUUAAAGUCCAUGAAUGUUGAUUCAGAAACUGACAAGCUAGAAUGUGUCUCACAGCCACUUCGUAAGAGAUCAAGAAAUCAUUCAUCAUGUACUCUCGUUGAACUUUAG
This is a messenger RNA of Halichondria panicea, 2993 nucleotides long. RefSeq lists its product as uncharacterized. The record is from RefSeq and is a predicted model, not a curated record. The transcript has 7 exons. Lineage: Eukaryota; Metazoa; Porifera; Demospongiae; Suberitida; Halichondriidae. Bases 390 to 2993 code for a protein of 867 amino acids.